AAUUAAUUAAUUUCGUCAUCUAAUUUUAUUUCUUUAAUUUCACUCUCUCUUUGUGAAGUUGUAACAGUCGCAUUCGGGUGGUGUCCCCCGCCAUAUAUAGUUCCUUACAUAUAUAUAUACAGACGUAGCAUCACCUCCUUACGGUUGUUACAAAAAGAAUUACUACAAUAAAUAUCGAAAUUACGAAAACAAAAAAGAAAAAAAAAGAUUUAAAUUAUUAGGGGUUGUUUUUAUUUAGAUCAUUGGAUUAUUCAUCGAUUAUGGGUUUUCUUCACAAAUUGUGGGAUGAUACACUUGCUGGACCUGCACCAGAUUCAGGCCUAAGCAAACUCCGCAAGUUUAAUACUUUCUCUGGCCGUACUGCCUCUAGUGCUCCGUCGUCCCCCACCAAGUUUCGCCACCACAACGCCGUCGCCGUCGCCGUCGAUAGUGAUAAUCCGAUCCCGAUUUCCCGGAGCAUUACGAUUCUCCGCAGCAAUUCAACUUCUGCAUCACGAAGUGUCAACGCUACGCCUGAUUCUGGAUCUGCACCAUCUUCCCCUGCUACUUCUAGCGCUCCCACUUCCCCAUUUGCACCAAGUUCACCACGGAGGUAUUACAAAAAGCAACCGAAGGGAAAAACAAACAGGGAACGAUCUCCAAACUAUGAUUGGAUCGUGCUGAGUGCUUGGGAUCGUUGACGAGAUAGAUCAAUUGAAAAAACAACUUUUUAUGUGUGUGAAGAAAUGACUGCUAAAGGCCGUGCACAAACAAACUGAUAGAGAUCUAGGUUACGUUACGGGCUGCUAAUCGGAUUUCCAAUGUUGUUGUGCAUAUAUAAUUAUUCUGUACAUAUUUGUUUCUAGAUAUAUAUAAUACUAGUAUAUAUAUAAUA
Molecule: messenger RNA, 874 nt
Organism: Nicotiana attenuata
Lineage: Eukaryota; Viridiplantae; Streptophyta; Magnoliopsida; Solanales; Solanaceae
Product: dormancy-associated protein homolog 4-like
Exons: 3
Coding region: 261-680 (139 amino acids)
Source: RefSeq, a predicted model, not a curated record